AUGUCAUCGAGAAAGAAGGUCCUUCUCAAGGUCAUUAUCCUUGGCGAUAGCGGUGUCGGAAAGACGAGUCUGAUGAACCAAUAUGUCAACAAGAAGUUCAGUGCAAGCUACAAGGCCACCAUCGGCGCCGACUUCCUGACGCGCGAGGUUCUCGUCGACGACCGACAGGUGACGAUGCAGCUUUGGGAUACGGCAGGACAGGAGCGCUUCCAGUCUCUGGGCGUCGCUUUCUACCGUGGUGCCGACUGCUGCGUGCUCGUAUACGAUGUCAACAACUCCAAGAGUUUCGAUGCUCUGGACAGCUGGAGGGACGAGUUCUUGAUCCAGGCUUCGCCACGGGACCCGGACAACUUCCCCUUCGUCGUUCUUGGAAACAAGAUUGAUGUUGAGGAGAGCAAGAGAGUUAUUUCAACCAAGCGCGCCAUGACCUUUUGCCAGUCCAAGGGCGGUAUUCCCUACUUCGAGACCAGUGCAAAGGAGGCCAUCAACGUUGAACAGGCAUUCGAAGUUAUCGCGCGGAACGCUCUGGCCCAGGAAGAGUCCGAGGAGUUCAGUGGUGAUUACCAGGACGUCAUCAACAUCCCCAUCGAAAACCCCCGAGACGGAUGUUCUUGCUAA
This is a messenger RNA of Colletotrichum lupini, 618 nucleotides long. RefSeq names its product Ras-like protein Rab7. The transcript is spliced from 7 exons. Gene Ontology annotation, cellular component: fungal-type vacuole membrane; phagocytic vesicle; late endosome. Bases 1 to 618 code for a protein of 205 amino acids. The record is from RefSeq and is a predicted model, not a curated record. Gene Ontology annotation, biological process: regulation of vacuole fusion, non-autophagic. Gene Ontology annotation, molecular function: GTP binding; GTPase activity. Lineage: Eukaryota; Fungi; Ascomycota; Sordariomycetes; Glomerellales; Glomerellaceae.